AUGAAUCCUGCUGCACAACGCCAGCGCGAGCAACCCGCACCUCCUGCCCGCCCCGCGUGCGCACCCACGCGCGCCGAGCCUGCCAGCGAUCAUGACGAGGACAUCGACGCAGAGAUUGCCGCGCGCGACGGCGGCGAGGCGUUCCCCACGCUGCCUAUCGGGCCCGGGACGGCUCCAGCGCGGCAGCCGCGCCUUCGACUGCGGCAGCUGACCGAAGACGAGCAGGAAGCGGCGGCGUCGGCCCUACAGACCAUGGCGGAGGAGCUAGCGUGCAAGAUCGAAGACGCAGACAGCUGGACCUCGGGCGAUGGAUACAUCAGCGCCAUCCCCGCAGCCCAGCCCCACCCUCGGCCUACACUGCAGCAGCAGCAGCAGCGACAGCGACCGCCCCGGGUGACGCGCACUCAGCGCGAGCAUCGACUCGACGAGGCCCUCGACGAGAUGGCAGCGGUGCAGCAGGAGCGACCCACCAGCAGAUCGGCCGUCCGCCGUGCGCGGCGCCGCGUCGGCCGGAUCCGCGCCUCGAUGCGCCAACAGCAGCUCCGCCACGACUUCGCUCGCAACGAGAGCAAGUGCGUCGAGGACAUUCUGCGUGCUGCGUCGGCGGAGACCGCAGCGGAGGAGCACCCGGAGACGUGCCCCAUCGACUCGGGCACGCUCCACGAGCACUUCACGGCGGUGAACUCGCCCCGCAUCAACUUCCUACCAGAUGAAGCUUGCGGGGCGUUGUUCCGCGAGGCGAUGGCCGACGUCGGGACACCGCAGGAGCGGCGGAGCGCGCUCACGGACGAGCUGACGGUGGACGAGGUGGAGGACCAGCUCAUGCAAGCGGCCACGAACUCCAGCCCCGGCCACGACGGCGUGGGCUACGACAUCUACAAGAAGUUCGCGGCGCAGCUG
Phytophthora sojae is the source of this 900-nucleotide messenger RNA. RefSeq lists its product as hypothetical. The transcript has 2 exons. The annotation marks the transcript as partial. NCBI's taxonomy places the organism in Eukaryota, Oomycota, Peronosporomycetes, Peronosporales, Peronosporaceae. The record is from RefSeq and is a predicted model, not a curated record.